This is a messenger RNA of Triticum aestivum (bread wheat), 1598 nucleotides long. Its product is annotated as transcription factor MYB93. The transcript is spliced from 2 exons. Lineage: Eukaryota; Viridiplantae; Streptophyta; Magnoliopsida; Poales; Poaceae. Bases 274 to 1365 code for a protein of 363 amino acids. The record is from RefSeq and is a predicted model, not a curated record.
ACCAAUACCCUUGCCCCCGGGCGCAUGACAUGUGCUCUACAUCGCAUACCCAAAUUAUCUAAGGGCAGAUUAGUCCUUUCCACUCGUAUAAUCUAAUCCUGACCUGGGUUUCGACACCGGAUUUCAUGGCCUUUAUAUAGAGGAAGCUGUGUUCCGGUGACCAGACAUCCUUGACACAGGAAACCCCAAGGACCAAGCUAGGGAGGAGAGGCAUAUAGCUUUGUCUCCCUCCUUCCCACCUGCACCAUCCUACCCCAAUUCUAUCUCAAUCCUAUGGGGAGGUCUCCUUGCUGCGAUGAGAAUGGCCUCAAGAAGGGGCCUUGGACACCCGAAGAGGACCAGAAGCUCACGGACUACAUCGAGAAGCAUGGCCAUGGGAGCUGGAGAGCGCUGCCUAAGCUUGCAGGGCUCAACAGGUGUGGCAAGAGCUGCAGACUGAGAUGGACCAACUACCUGAGGCCUGAUAUCAAGAGAGGGAAGUUCACACCUGAGGAAGAGCAGACCAUCCUCCAGCUCCAUUCCGUCCUUGGCAACAAGUACGGCACACCUAUCAAUCUGUUGUAUAAUCUUCAAAAACGUAUAUAUGUGGUACUCUUGCUAACACACAGAAACUGUUGUGCUGAUCAAACCAGGUGGUCAGCCAUCGCAAAGCACCUCCCUGGACGGACCGACAAUGAGAUCAAGAACUUCUGGAACACCCACCUGAAGAAGAAGCUGAUCCAGAUGGGCUUCGACCCGAUGACGCACCGACCGAGGACCGACUUCUUCGCCGCUCUGCCACAGCUCAUCGCGCUAGCCAACCUCCGCCAGCUCGUGGAGCAGCGCCCGUGGGAUGACCAAAGUGCCAACCAGCUGCAAGCCGAUGCAGUCCAGGCAGCAAAGCUCGAGUACUUACAGUGCCUGCUUCAGUCGGCAGCAACCAUUGCGACUAGUCCCAGCUCCAGCAGCAUCAACACCAUCCCCACUGACCUGGAGCAAAUCGGUCUCCUGAGCCCUUCGCAGAUGUCUUCCUUGUCUUCGCUGUCAUCUCCAAGGAUCCUGGAGGGUAUUAAUGGCCAAGACUUAGUAACUGGGCAAGUGUCUGACAUCCAGAUACCUAGUAGCUCAUUCUUCGAACACGAACAGCCUAUCAUCAAUGGUACCAACCAGAACUCAGAUUACAGUGCAAACAGCGGCGAGGGGGAGAAUAGCACCCAGAAACCGCUGCUCCUGUCAGAGGACUCCCUUCCGCCACUUGCCGACUUCUCUAUUUCCAACCUCGGCGAUGCUUGCAGCACCUCAAGCUGUCACGCUGAGGGCAACAGCACCCAACUCCCUAUUUGGUCCGACUCAUUUUAUGAUGAGUUCAUGAGCGAGUUUGCAUGAGUUCUGACUGCAAGUGUGUGCUACCCUUUGGUUUGCCUUUUCAAUUUUAGUUUCUCACAUCUUACCUCUUAUUUGUGAUGUGAUUUCCAUUGUAGUGCUGUAGCUCCAGUUGGACUUUUUAGCGCUAUAGCUUUCCGCGUGCAUUGGCAACCCAUAUGCUCCCAUGCAUAUACAGUAUACGCCAAAACACUUGUACAUAUACAUCUGCUCCUAUAUAAAUUUUCCAGCUUGAA